CCCGUUCCGUCAACCUGUAUUAUUUGAUUGGAAAAACAGUGGCCGGAACAAUCGCGAAGACUCCGCCGCCUUCCGCCGUUCCCCUUAAGGAACAGAUUUUCCGAUUCUCUGCUUCAAUAUUCAGCCAAUACAGGCUCAAUCCUUGUUCAUUCGUAAAAUGGCAAACAGGCACACUAUUGUUCUCAUGCAGACAUCUCAGAACCGAGCAACUCGCACUUUCAUGGAUUACGAGUCAAUAAGUCAAGCAAUGGAUGGAAUUUGUGCUUUGUAUGAGAGGAAACUCAAGGAAUUAAACCCAGCCAUCAGAGAAAUCACUUACGACAUUUCAGAUCUUUACAAUUUCAUAGAUGGCCUUGCUGAUAUGAGUGCAUUAGUGUAUGAUCACUCAAUCCAGGCUUACCUCCCCUAUGACCGGCAGUGGAUAAAACAGAAAACAUUGCAACACCUGAAAAAACUGGCAUCGCAGAGAUAAUAUAUCUUAAAAGGCUAGUUUCUAUAUACCAUUUUCACUUAAUUUCCUGAUAGCUUUUAUGAAAAGAAGAGCUGUGGAUUGGAAGUUGCUGUCAGGAGUAAAAAUCUAUGUACGAUAUACGCUUCUUUUCCCUGAAAUCCAAAAACUAUCUGCAGGGGGAAACCAACUGUUGUCGGAACUGAACCUAUACUGGCGUUGCAUUUCGAAUCAUGGAUAUGUAUAACUAUGCAUAGUUCUGUAAAUUGAGCACUUUAAACUUGCUAAUGAUUUUAUCUCUCAGUUACUGAGUCUCAUUUCUUGUCAGUACAUUUACUUGAACAAAUAUAUGGGCAUGAAAAAGUCUUGGACUUGAGACAGUA
Molecule: messenger RNA, 831 nt
Organism: Solanum pennellii
Lineage: Eukaryota; Viridiplantae; Streptophyta; Magnoliopsida; Solanales; Solanaceae
Product: enhancer of rudimentary homolog
Exons: 4
Coding region: 158-472 (104 amino acids)
Source: RefSeq, a predicted model, not a curated record